Molecule: messenger RNA, 1215 nt
Organism: Gossypium arboreum
Lineage: Eukaryota; Viridiplantae; Streptophyta; Magnoliopsida; Malvales; Malvaceae
Product: inositol oxygenase 2
Exons: 10
Coding region: 113-1060 (315 amino acids)
Biological process (GO): inositol catabolic process
Cellular component (GO): cytoplasm
Molecular function (GO): inositol oxygenase activity; iron ion binding
Source: RefSeq, a predicted model, not a curated record
CAAUUUUACUAUAAAAACCACCCCUGCUUUGCAACAUCACCAACCACAACAACUUGAGCCCUUUCUAUUGGUUCUUUUUUGGGUUUUCAGACAGUAUUUUCUUGGGAGGAAAAUGACUAUCCUUAUCGAGAAGCCUGAGCUAGUGUCUCAAUCAGACUGCCAGAUUCAUGUGGAUGAAAGUAAGGAAUUGGUGUUGGAUGGUGGAUUCCCAGUGCCGAAAUCUUUGUCAGGAGAAGGAUUUUUGGCACCAGAGGUCAAUUCAUUUGGCAACUCCUUUAGGGAUUACAAUGCAGAAAGUGAAAGGCAAAAGAGCGUGGAGGAAUUCUACAAGCAGCAACAUGUUAACCAGACAUACGACUUUGUGCAAAAGAUGAGGGAAGAAUAUUCGAAGCUGAAUAGAAUGGAAAUGAGCAUAUGGGAAUGCUGUGAAUUGCUGAAUGAGGUGGUGGAUGACAGUGACCCUGACCUGGAUGAACCUCAAAUUCAGCACCUCUUGCAGUCGGCUGAAGCUAUUAGAAAAGAUUAUCCUAAUGAAGAUUGGCUGCAUUUGACUGCCCUCAUUCAUGAUCUUGGGAAGGUUCUUCUUCUACCUAAAUUUGGAGGGCUUCCACAAUGGGCUGUUGUUGGCGACACAUUUCCUCUUGGGUGUGCUUUUGAUGAGGCCAAUAUUCAUCACAGGUAUUUCAAGGAAAACCCAGAUUGCAACAAUCCCUCUUAUAACACUAAGAAUGGAAUUUACUGGGAUGGCUGUGGCCUUGACAAUGUUACAAUUUCAUGGGGACAUGAUGAUUACAUGUAUUUGGUAGCCAAGGAAAAUGGAACUACUCUACCUUCAGCAGGGCUGUUCAUUAUCCGAUAUCAUUCACUUUAUCCUUUACAUAAGGAGGAAGCGUACAUGCAGUUUCUUAAUGAUGAGGAUAAGGAGAAUCUGAAGUGGCUUAGAAUAUUCAACAAGUAUGACCUGUACAGCAAGAGCAAGGUCGCUGUGGACGUUGAAAAAGUGAAGCCAUAUUAUCUUUCGCUUAUUGAAAAAUAUUUUCCGGCAAAGCUCAAGUGGUGAUAGGUUAAAGAAAUGAAAGAAAUAAACGGCGGCUUGGUGCUCUUCACUUUCUAUGUUUGAUCUAAUUAUGUAAAAAUAAAUUGAAAAUUCUUUCCUCCUUUUGUAUACAUUUAAAUAUAAAUGGAGAUAAUAUAAAUAUUGUUCCAUCGAAAUAA